This is a messenger RNA of Trichomonas vaginalis G3, 498 nucleotides long. RefSeq names its product calcium ion binding. The coding region runs from base 1 to 498 and encodes 165 amino acids. The record is from RefSeq and is a predicted model, not a curated record. Gene Ontology annotation, molecular function: calcium ion binding; enzyme regulator activity. The transcript has a single exon. NCBI's taxonomy places the organism in Eukaryota, Parabasalia, Trichomonadida, Trichomonadidae.
AUGUCCGAGCAUCGCCACCGUUCACGCCAAUCAGCAUCAUCUCUUGGCCUCACAAAGGAUCAAUACAUAGAAAUAGAAGAAGCUUUUAAUAUUUUUGAUGCCGAUCAGAGUGGAAGUAUCGACGAAAAAGAAUUACAGACUGCUUUUCGUGCAAUGGGUUUCACAGUUUCAGAGAAAGAAAUCGAAGAAAUUAUGAAGACAUAUGAUAGUAAAGGAAAGCACGCACUCAAUAAGAAAGAUUUCUUUACAGUUUGUUCAAAUUUGGUUGCAAAACGCGACCCACUUAAACACAUAAAGAGGCUAUUUUUACUCUUUAGUCAGGAUCAUGAACAUAUUAAAAUCAAAGAUCUUCGUAGAAUUUCAAAAGAACUUGGUGAAGAAAUGACAGAAGCAGAAUUGCAAGAAAUGAUUGACCGCUUUGAUGCUGAUAAAGAUGGUAUGAUAAGUGAGGCAGAAUUUAUUGCAAUUAUGGAUCCUGCUAAAAAAUACGGAAAAUAA